This is a messenger RNA of Cyprinodon variegatus (sheepshead minnow), 1038 nucleotides long. RefSeq names its product transmembrane protein 230-like. Bases 130 to 474 code for a protein of 114 amino acids. Gene Ontology annotation, cellular component: endomembrane system; synaptic vesicle. The record is from RefSeq and is a predicted model, not a curated record. The transcript is spliced from 4 exons. Gene Ontology annotation, biological process: synaptic vesicle transport. NCBI's taxonomy places the organism in Eukaryota, Metazoa, Chordata, Actinopteri, Cyprinodontiformes, Cyprinodontidae.
CAAGGAAGUUUUCUCUCAAUGUAAACACUGCGGAUGGGACAGUACUGAGGAGGAGUAUUCCGAGUUUAACAGUGUUAAAUCUACCUCAUAUAAAGCUGUUAUGCCACGCUGACAGCAGCUGAAAGCAACAUGUUAGCUGGUGGAUUAUCCAACAACAAGGUCAAGUAUUCCCGAGUAGCUGCUGAUGACGAUGGAUACAUCGACCUGCAGUUCAAGAAGAAUCCCCCAAAGAUUCCAUACAAGGCAAUUGGUGUGGCUGCAAUCCUGUUCCUGAUUGGCUCCUUGCUGAUUAUCUUUGGGGCCCUGUUCCUGGCAGGAAUUAUCAAGGUCGAGAAUCCGGAUCGCACCAUUCCCGUAAUCGUCAUCGGCCUGCUGGUCUUCCUGCCUGGGUUUUACCAUCUGAGGAUAGCUUACUACGCCGCCAAGGGUCACCGAGGGUACUCCUACGAUGACAUCCCGGAUUUUGGCGACUGAUCAGACGGACUCUUUACUCUUUGAGCAUAUAUAGCAAAGGGAUCAAAGUCUCCUCCUGAAGCUGUAGAGAGCAGUGUUCAUCCUGGAGUGCAUCAUGUCAAAGCUUUAAUGAAAUGCUGCAGAAAUGUAUGACUGAAGCAUGUUUUUUCUUUGCUCUGUUUGCUCUUGUGUCUUCUACGCAUUAUUAGCCUCCUCGAAGAAGCACGACUGACCUAAGAGAAUUGGUGCUGGUUUAUUAGCAGCAGAGGAUGCCAGACCAGCUGCUGGCCUGCUACAGUUUGCUCUUACACAACACAUAAAUCAUAACAUACUUUAUUUACUGCUGCUCCAAGGCCAUAGCUCAGAUCAUCUGUGGCUUUUGCAAUGUAGCUUUAUAAUAAAUCACAUCUUUAUCCAGUUUUAUUUUUACAAGUUCUUCUGAGAAAAUUUGGAUCACAAUCACAAGUAGAUAUUUCAUGGUCUUCUUUUUUAAAUGCUGUGUGUGAAGUAUUUGUUUUUAUUUUUGAUUUUUAGAAUGAUUAGAAGAGAUGUUUUGUUUUGUACACUGGAAUGAUUAAAAUAAAG